GUUUGGUUGGACAUUCUGAGUUUGCACAAUAGCGGCAUAGCCUAACUUUUUGUGAUUACGAUUACUAACGCCACGGCCACGCUCUUUUUCAGUUUUACUUUUACCCACGUUCCUGAGUCUUCAACUCUGCUUUAGUUUUUGUGUCUACGACUUAGCACAAGACAAGAAUCAUGGACAAGCCAGUAGUGUUGUCUCGCGUGUUGAAGGUUUUGGGCCGUACCGGUUCCCAGGGCCAAUGUACGCAAGUAAAAGUAGAAUUCAUUGGCGAACAAAACCGUCAGAUCAUCAGGAACGUCAAAGGGCCCGUGCGUGAGGGUGACAUUCUCACACUGCUCGAGUCUGAAAGAGAAGCUAGAAGGCUUCGAUAGGAUUAUCCUGUAGAUGUAUCCAAUUCAUUGAAUUGCUCUUGCUGGUGAAUGCUGUUGUUGCUGCUGCUGUUGUUGUUUUAAGUGUACGUCUAUAUGAAUUGUUAACCAUUCUUAUAAUGUCAACUGCAUUAUAAAUAAAGCGUAUACUACAAACAAUACAAUAA
Molecule: messenger RNA, 532 nt
Organism: Aphis gossypii (cotton aphid)
Lineage: Eukaryota; Metazoa; Arthropoda; Insecta; Hemiptera; Aphididae
Product: 40S ribosomal protein S28
Exons: 3
Coding region: 171-368 (65 amino acids)
Biological process (GO): maturation of SSU-rRNA; translation; ribosomal small subunit assembly
Cellular component (GO): cytosolic small ribosomal subunit; ribosome
Molecular function (GO): structural constituent of ribosome
Source: RefSeq, a predicted model, not a curated record